This is a messenger RNA of Xiphophorus maculatus (southern platyfish), 1362 nucleotides long. It is a transcript of the gene ankrd33ab, whose product is annotated as ankyrin repeat domain-containing protein 33B-like. The coding region runs from base 1 to 1362 and encodes 453 amino acids. Gene Ontology annotation, molecular function: protein binding. Lineage: Eukaryota; Metazoa; Chordata; Actinopteri; Cyprinodontiformes; Poeciliidae. The record is from RefSeq and is a predicted model, not a curated record. The transcript is spliced from 4 exons.
AUGGCCGCUGAAGCAGAGGACCCCCACCUGGGCUCAGGUCCGGAUGACGACGGCGACGCACCAGGACCGGACUCGGACUCUGACAGCAUCCUGUCCGAUGACUCUGUGCUCCCUGACAGCUCAGUGGAGGCAGCAAACAGCAGCGCAGCCAACACUGUCUAUGAGGCGUGCGUCCGCAACGACUCGGCCGCCCUGCAGAAAGUUCUGGAGAGAGGGGUGACCAGGGAGGAGGUGAUGGAGCUGGACAUUAACGGAUGGAACGGCCUCAUGGUGGCUUGCUGCAAGGGUUUCCUUGACAUUGUGCAUGGGCUUCACACCUGCCCCUUCAUAGACAUAAAUCAUCAGGAUAAUGAAGGCAACACGGCACUAAUGAUUGCAUCUCAAGGAGGUCAUAUAUUCACAGUGAUGUAUCUCCUAAACUACUACCCAGGUGUUAACACUGAAAUAAGGGACUGCAGAGGAUUCACAGCCCUUAUCAAAGCUGCUAUGACCGGCCGCUGUGACGUCGUAGCUGCCCUUGUUAUGGCCGGGGCUGAUGUAAACGCAGUGGACUCCUUCCGGGGAAGGUGCGCUCGUGACUGGGCCCUAAAAACAGGUCGCUAUGAGACCUUCCACCGUCUCCGCCGCCUCACCAUGCGGCCGAGAGCCGAGCAGUUCUGCGAGAGCUACGUCCCAGAGUGGCCCGACCUCGUGGGCAGAGUGACCCGGGCGACGACUCAGAAGACGUCUGCAGAGAAGAUCACACUGCGGAUUAAAAACACAUUUGGAUUCAGUUUUCCUCGUGACCCCCAGGAGAACGGGGUGAUGGACCACAUGGUGCGCAUGACCACCAGCAUCCACAGUCCGCUCGUUGUAACUGGUUGCCACCCUCUGCUGCCCACCAGCCCACCUGAGUUGGGGAAGAGACGGCUCGCGGUGGCGGAGCUGGUGAAGAAACAUCCACAGAAGGAUCUGGAAGGCAACUCGGUGUGCCACAGCAACGGCUCGGUGUCGCACAUCACCCCCUGCAUCCACUCUGCGGAGACAGUGGCCUCAGUGUGCUUCCCUGACACCGAGCGCAGAGGCAGCAUCCUGUCGGUGGCCUCCAACAAGGUGGCCACCGCCUUCAUCCCUCGAAGCAUGGCGAGACGCAACAGCGUGUUCCCCUCUGGGUGUAUCCCUCAGAUCAACGUGAACAAGCCUUCAGACCCAACGCCAAAGAAAGAGAAGAAGAAGAAGAAAGAUAAGGGCUGCCUGGAGCCACCUACUUGGAAAUACAAGGAGCAUAAGGACGAGAAGAAGAAGGAGAAGAAAAACACAGAGAAAGACCAGGAAGGAAAAGGAAAUAAAAAGGAUAAAGAGAGUAGAAAGACAAAAAAUUAA